This is a messenger RNA of Iphiclides podalirius (scarce swallowtail), 1494 nucleotides long. Lineage: Eukaryota; Metazoa; Arthropoda; Insecta; Lepidoptera; Papilionidae. The record is from the annotation of a GenBank genome assembly.
AUGGAUGAACACAGGAGUGUAGAAGAUACACCAGCUUCGCAAAGAUUAACUAAUGAAGACUUCAGGAAGCUCCUUAUGACUCCAAGGGCUACGCCGUCAGCAGGAGCUCACCCUGUGGGCUCAGUUCGAGAAGCCAUGGCGAACUCUGGGUCAAUGCAGCCACCAGCUGAAAAUAAGAGUGAAUUGCGACGUAAAAAGAAAUCUUACUAUGCUGCACUUAAGAAACAAGAAGACAAUAAACUUGCUGAGCUAGCUGAAAAGUACCGAGAUAGAGCCCGUGAAAGGCGGGACGGCCUUAAUGAUAUUGGACCAACAGAUCCAACCAGCAAUACAAGUAGUGCAUAUAGAGCUGUGGCACCAGAUUUGAAGUCAGGAAUGGAUGCCAAAGAAAGAAGGAGACAAAUGAUUCAGGAAUCCAAAUAUCUUGGAGGUGACAUGGAACACACUCACUUAGUGAAAGGUCUCGAUUAUGCUUUACUGCAAAAGGUGCGUUCUGAAAUUGUGAAUCGUGAGCAAGAACAAGAGGCUGAAAUGGAAAGGUUGGUUACGGCACCAGUGAUUGAGGCAGUUAAGGAGAAAAAGGAGAUACCUGUAGAGGAAGAAAUCCAAUUUAAAACACCGAUGGGCAAAAAUAUACACAACAUGAUAAUGGAGCAAAAGAACAAGAGGGUGACGCGCAACGAGCUGUUCGCGCCCGGCCGGAUGGCGUACGUGGUCGAGCUCGAGGACGAGGGCGCGAUGGACAGCGACAUACCGACCACGCUCACGCGCAGCAAGGCCGACGUGCCCGAGCUCGACGAGAGGAGCUCGGCGGCGGCCGCCAACGACGUGGUGCUCGACAAGCUCGCGCAGAUAUUCUCCUAUCUGCGCCACGGCCGGCACAGGAAGCUGAGGAAGGCCAAGGACAAGGCGACGGAGAAGGGGCGCAACGACGACUCGAUAUACGGCGAGAUCGGCGAGUACGUUGCCGGCGAGAGGCGGCCGGAGCGCCGCGACGAGAGGCCGCGCACCGGCUACUUCGACAAGCCCGCGGAGGCGGACAAGGAGGAAGGUCCGAACGUGCCGCGGGCGAAGGCGCCAGGCGGGCCGGAGCGGGAGUCCCGCUCGGCGGCGCUGCUCUCGCGGCUGGCGGCGGAGCCCGAGGGCUACGCCGAGUGCUACCCGGGGCUCCGCGAGAUGGACGACGCCAUCGACGACUCCGACGACGAGGUGGACUACACGAAGAUGGACGCCGGCAACAAGAAGGGCCCCAUCGGUCGAUGGGAUUUCGACACACAGGAAGAAUAUUCCGCUUACAUGAGCAGCAAAGAAGCGCUGCCCAAAGCCGCCUUCCAAUAUGGCGUCAAGACGCAAGAUGGCCGCAAGACGAGGAAGACAAAGGACAAAAGCGAGAAAGCCGAGCUCGAUAGAGAGUGGCAACAGAUCCAGAACAUAAUACAGAAGAGAAAAGCGCCGCUGUCGGCAGACGAACCCAAUGUCAAGACACCGAAGUAC